UCGACCGACGACAAACACCAACACAUCGACACAAUGGCUGACCGUGGAGCAACUCGUGGCGGAUUCGCAUCUCGUGGAGGAGACCGUGGUGGUGACCGUGGCCGUGGUGGUCGCGGCCGUGGCCGUGGUCGCCGUGGACCCAAGAACGAGGAGAAGGAGUGGCAGCCCGUCACCAAGCUCGGUCGUCUCGUCAAGGCCGGCAAGAUCAAGUCCAUGGAGGAGAUCUACCUCCACUCUCUGCCCAUCAAGGAGUACCAGAUUGUCGACUUCUUCCUCCCCACCCUCAAGGAUGAGGUCAUGAAGAUCAAGCCCGUCCAGAAGCAGACCCGUGCCGGUCAGCGUACCCGCUUCAAGGCCGUCGUUGUCAUCGGUGACUCCGCCGGUCACGUUGGUCUCGGUAUCAAGACCAGCAAGGAGGUUGCCACCGCCAUCCGCGCUGCUAUCAUCAUUGCCAAGCUCGCUGUUGUCCCCAUCCGUCGCGGUUACUGGGGCUCCAACCUCGGUGAGCCUCACUCCAUCCCCGUCAAGGAGAGCGGCAAGUGCGGUUCCGUCACCGUCAGACUUAUUCCCGCUCCCCGCGGUACCGGUCUCGUUGCCUCCCCCGCUGUCAAGCGUCUGUUGCAGCUUGCUGGUGUCAGCGACGCCUACUCGGCCUCGUCCGGUUCCACCAAGACCCUUGAGAACACCCUCAAGGCCACCUUCGUCGCCAUUACCAACACCUACGGUUUCCUCACCCCCAACCUGUGGAAGGAGACCAAGCUCAUCCGCAGCCCUCUCGACGAGUACGCCGAUGUCCUCCGCCAGGGCAAGCGCUACUAGAUUCUUCACCGUUUCUAGCCGUACGGUGUCGUCUUUCAAAAACAAAAUGUUGGGUGCUUUAUGGUGAAAAAAGCUGUGGGC
Aureobasidium pullulans EXF-150 is the source of this 900-nucleotide messenger RNA. RefSeq names its product 40S ribosomal protein S2. Gene Ontology annotation, biological process: translation. The record is from RefSeq and is a predicted model, not a curated record. The coding region runs from base 34 to 819 and encodes 261 amino acids. Gene Ontology annotation, molecular function: structural constituent of ribosome; RNA binding. Gene Ontology annotation, cellular component: cytosolic small ribosomal subunit; ribosome. The transcript is spliced from 3 exons. Lineage: Eukaryota; Fungi; Ascomycota; Dothideomycetes; Dothideales; Saccotheciaceae.